UGAUAUAUUAUCAGUGUUAUUUUACAAGGCUCAGCAGUAGAACAACUUCUUGUUAAAUGCAUAGUUUUGGUGUAAAAGUAAUAUUAUAAUGAUAAAAACAUCAAUUAUAUUAGGUUAUAGAUGAUGAAGCGAUGUAAGGGCUCUAAAAAUGAUACCAUACUUCAGUAUCUGCAUCAUAGUAGCGUUGUCAUGUGUUACCGCUCAGGAUGUUUAUAAAAGUUUACAGUUUAAAGAAGAAUUUUGGUAUUACAUAUCAAGGGUCGAAACUAUUUUUAAAAGUGAUAAUGGUACUAUUCGUUACGAACAGGACACUUUGAUGCUAACUUGCGCUGGAGUAUUCUUCAUUCUUGAUGUUUUCCCGCCAUUUGAGAUGACCAUGUCGGCAAGUCGGCUGGCAAUCCAAAAUUGUAAACUCCCAGUUACUCCACUUGUGGAUAUGUUCGAAACGCUCAAUAUUAACGCUACUGCCAUUGAAAUGCUUCGUUUAUCAAUUAGCCAUAUGGAACCCUUACCACGAGGGAAUUACACACGCGGCCUGUCCAUCAAAGGUCUCUGGAUUGACUCCAAAUAUGUGAACCAUCGAAACUUUCUAAUAAACAACCCUGACUUUUUUGAUCCGCUGUCAAAUCUGACAACUCUGAUGCUACAUGGAACUCUGCUAAUACCACUGCCUGAAUCAAUACAUUUACAAGCUUUAUCAAUACAGGAGUAUGCAAUCGUAAACAGCUGGGACUCCCACUGCGAAUAUCUUCGGGAACUGGAGUUUCGUAGAUUGUAUCCCGAAGAAAUUCCGAAAAUCUGGCCAGAGAAAUGUUCUCAAUUGACCACAUUGCGACUACGAGGCCUUUCAUCGAUGGUGGCCGAACGAGUGAUGAACAGUGGUAUCAACGCUAGCUGCAUCCAUCUCCAAAAUUUGUUAAUCUACGCCAGUAACCAGGACGAUCCACCUCACGUAAUACUCGACGCCGCUAAAGAUCUCGUCCACCUUAAUAUGUCCCUCAAUAGAUUGAGCGACAAAUCACUCUCAAACUUCCCUAUCAUGAGAAAUUUGACUCAUCUGGACAUGUCACGCAACCGGCUGACAGGGUGGUCGUUGUUUGACCUGGUGAAGCAGCUGCCCUCACUGCGGUACUUGAACCUGGACGGCAAUCAGUUUGUCAACCUGUUUUGCAAUUUUGAAACUAGGAUCAGUUCUUUUACGUCACAUACUACAUCUCUGGAAUGGCUUUCAUUACAAAAUAUGCCAAUGGAUGUAGAAUGCCUCAGUACCGCAUACUUCUCCAAUCUUAGAUAUUUAAAUUUGUCUAUGAAGAAAAACUCGCAAUGGUUUUCGCUUAAGGAUCUCCCAAAAACCAACGCAACAAAUCUGGAAGUUGACUUGCGUGGUCUUAGUGUAUAUCACAUGCUACCAUUCUCGGGGCGUACUCACCAAAAUCUGCUUCAAGGAAAUAUGGAAGAUUUAUGGGGCAUGAGCCAUGGAUAUAACACUAAUGUGACCGUGUGGUUGACUGCUAUAGACUGUGAUUGUGAAAACUACUGGUUUGUAAGAUGUCUUCGAGAACUGCCACAUCUAUUUUCGUUCCCAGAUUUACAAUGCAGCAAUUCUGGUGUCGGAGUCUUACUUGAACCACGCGAUAAUAUAGACUGCAGGAAAAGUAUUCAAGAACGUAACUGCGUUGAGAGACAUAUUGGAACCGAAGGCCGUGACAGCCCCAAUUGGGGAAUAGCUAAAGUAGAUUGUCAUACAGGAAUGAAAAGCGAAAAGUUGUAUCCCGAAUAUAACUCAAAUUAUAUACAAACUGUAAGUCUCAAUGUUUCCGGCGAUGGAGUCACGACACUAAAAUACAUGAAAUUAGGUAACAAUCUCAAGGUUUUAGAUCUCCGAAACAACCAGAUUGCACGUCUGGAUGCAAAUGACUCAAGUCGUCUGUUUGCUCUUCCUGAGCGACGAGUGUGGAUGAGUGGCAACAUACUCAUUUGUGACUGUGAGAACAAACCGCUACUUGAUGCCUUGCAUGAGCAUAGUGAUCAGGUGGUUGACUAUGACGCUCUAACAUGCAUCGAUACCGGGUUGCCGUUGUCUUCUGUGACGUCAUUCGAUGUGUGUCAAGUCGGAUUGCGUGUCGCAUUAGCAAUCUGUGGUGUCUUAGCUUUGUUGCUAUUAGUAGCAGCUGUAUAUUUGUGGCGCAACAGACUUAGAUUGAAGGUAUAUCUGUACUCACGGGGCUUAUGUUUGUUCUGUCUGCGGGAAGAGGACGUUGACUCCGACAAACCGUACGACGCAUUCCUCUCGUUUGCUCACGGUGAUAUGGAGUACGUCAAUGAAGUGUUACUACCAGAGCUGGAGGCCGAGCCGCACUCAUACCGCGUGUGCGUGCACUACCGGGACUGGCCGGUAGGAGACUGGAUCCCGGCACAGAUCAUGCGUUCAGUGAGCCUCUCCAAGCGCACGAUCAUUCUGCUAUCGCGGAACUUCAUCGCGUCGAUAUGGGCAUCGCUGGAGUUUCGGUACGCGAUGGCCAGUGCAACAAAGGAAGGUCGCACGCGGUUGAUAGUACUUAUCAUGGAUGAUGUGCUCUCCGAAGCUUUGGAUGCAGAAAUGCAGGGGUACCUCAACUACAACACUUAUUUGAGCUGCGAUGACCCUUGGUUCUGGGACAAGCUGCGCUAUGCGAUGCCGCACCGGAAACGUGAACCUGUUGCCCCGGUUUUUAAUCAUACUCCAGGUUUUGAACAAAUAUUCAUGGAACCUCUAACUGGCACUUCACAUUCACAUUGAAACCAAAAACUUACAUCACCUUUGUUUCGAGAUAUUAAAAUAAUUGAAGUAUCAUAUUACAGAGAUUUU
Molecule: messenger RNA, 2848 nt
Organism: Pectinophora gossypiella (pink bollworm)
Lineage: Eukaryota; Metazoa; Arthropoda; Insecta; Lepidoptera; Gelechiidae
Product: protein toll-like
Exons: 7
Coding region: 149-2779 (876 amino acids)
Biological process (GO): toll-like receptor signaling pathway; innate immune response
Cellular component (GO): membrane
Molecular function (GO): protein binding; transmembrane signaling receptor activity
Source: RefSeq, a predicted model, not a curated record